Molecule: messenger RNA, 579 nt
Organism: Peronospora belbahrii
Lineage: Eukaryota; Oomycota; Peronosporomycetes; Peronosporales; Peronosporaceae
Source: the annotation of a GenBank genome assembly
AUGGGCUGCUCUUACUCUACUACAAACGACUAUGAACAGCUGACGGACUUCUCAGUCACCGAACUGUUGAUCGCCAAACGUCCAGGAGGUAGGGAGGUAGGGCCCAUUACAAAAUUUGAGCGUAGUUGCGAUAGAUUUACUCGAAAGGCGGCACAGAUAGAAGGGGGUCCAGUCUUAAACAAGAAGCUGCCAUUUGGUAUGAUUAUCUUUUCAGUCGUCAAGGUCGUCGUCAAUGACGACGGUGUCAUGUUCUACCAUUUUAUCGGCUCGAGUGCAAAGGAUCCGACCUUCCAGCUGCAUAUUGCAAAACGAUACACAGAAUUCAAGACUUUGCACGAGGAGAUAUCGAAGCUCAUGGUCAGCGAGAGGAUGGUGGCAGCAGCGCAGCAGCAAUUGAAUGAUAUGCAGCCGGUACUUCCCGAGAUGCCUAAAGCGGACGUAUGGACGUACUUGCGUGGGCGCUUCAGUAAUCGGAUACUGGAGGAACGCGAAGAACAGUUUACAAGGAUCCUUAACGCUAUUGCGAGACACUCUGUAGCAUUUCGGAGCACAUCGUUUACAACUUUCUUACUGAGAUAA